AUGCCACUUCCACCAGAUGCAGGUGACGUUACAGCUUUUGGUGGGGGUGGAGAGUUGGUUGGAGCUUUUGGUGGGAGUGUAGAGUUGCCAGGAGCUUUUGGUGGGGGUGGAGAGUCGGUUGGAGCUCCUGGUGGGGGUGGUGGUGGGGGUGGAGAGACGUCUGGAGCUUCUGGUGUGGGUGCAGAGGUGUCUGGCUCUUCUGAUGGGGUUGGAGAGUCGGUUAGAGCUUCUAGUAGGGGUGGAGAGUCGGCUGGAGCUUCUGGUGAGGGUGGAGAGUCGGCUGGAGUUUCUGGUGGGGGUGCAGAGUCGACUGGAGCUUCAGGUGGGGGUGGAGAGUCGGCUAGAGCUUCUGGUGGGGGUGAAGAGUCGUCUGGAGCUUCUUGUUGGGGUACAGAGUCUGGAGCUUCUUUUGGGGGUACAGAGAUGGCUGGAAGACGAAUAGCUUUAUUAGGGUACAUGCAAAUGUAA
Molecule: messenger RNA, 468 nt
Organism: Prunus armeniaca (apricot)
Lineage: Eukaryota; Viridiplantae; Streptophyta; Magnoliopsida; Rosales; Rosaceae
Source: the annotation of a GenBank genome assembly